AUGUGCACUACUUUGGAGAAAACAGAAAACAACAUGGAAAUGCAUCAAGAAAGAGAAGACUUAGAGCUACCAAUGUUCGAGUUAGCUAUAAUUACGAAAGCCACCAAUAACUUUUCAUUAUCCAACAAGCUUGGAGAAGGUGGCUUUGGAGCUGUAUACCAAGGCACACUAGCGGAUGGGCAAGAAAUUGCUGUGAAGAGGCUCUCAAAUAUUUCUAGGCAAGGAUUAAAUGAGUUAAAGAAUGAAGUUUCACUGAUUGCGAAUCUACAGCAUCGAAAUCUUGUAAAGCUUCUUGGUUGCUGCAUUGAAGCGAACGAGAAAUUGUUGAUUUAUGAAUUAAUGCCCAACAAGAGCUUGGACUACUUCAUCUUUGAUCAAUCAAGAAGUGAGCUAUUGGACUGGUCGAAGCGUUUCAACAUUAUAUGUGGGAUUGCAAGGGGUCUUCUCUAUCUUCAUCAAGAUUCUAGACUGAGGAUUAUACAUAGAGAUCUCAAAGCAAGUAAUGUAUUACUUGAUCAUGAAAUGAACCCAAAAAUUUCAGACUUUGGUUUGGCCAAAACUUUUGGUGGAGAUCAAACUGAAGGGAACACAAAAAGACUGGCUGGAACUUAUGGUUACAUGGCACCAGAAUAUGCUAGUGAGGGACUGUUCUCUGUUAAAUCUGACGUGUUUAGCUUCGGCAUUUUAUUGUUAGAGAUCUUAAUUGGGGUGAGGAAUAGAGGGUUCUAUCAUCUAGAGAGUGGCCUCAACCUCACAGGAUGCAUGGAAACUAUGGAAUGAAGGCAAGCCAUUGGAACUGAUUGAUUCAGUGUUGGGAGAAUCAUGCAAUAUUUCAGAAGUAACAAGAUGCAUCCACAUUAGUCUCUUAUGUGUGCAACAGUAUCCGGUGGACAGGCCAACCAUGUCAACUGUAGUAGUGAUGCUUGGUAGUGAUAGUAUAUUGCCUCAACCAAAACAACCUGAUUUCUUGAUGGACAGGAAUUUACUUGAGCCAGGCCUUUCAUCAAACAAUUAUGGAUUAAUGUCAAAGAAUGAAAUCAGUAUCUCACUUUUGGAGGCUCGAUAAUUUUGUA
This is a messenger RNA of Pistacia vera, 1073 nucleotides long. RefSeq names its product G-type lectin S-receptor-like serine/threonine-protein kinase SD1-1. Gene Ontology annotation, molecular function: protein kinase activity; ATP binding. The record is from RefSeq and is a predicted model, not a curated record. The transcript is spliced from 5 exons. Bases 1 to 780 code for a protein of 259 amino acids. Gene Ontology annotation, biological process: protein phosphorylation. Lineage: Eukaryota; Viridiplantae; Streptophyta; Magnoliopsida; Sapindales; Anacardiaceae.